UCCCAUACGUGCAGAGGAAUACCAAGCAAUAACGCAUUCUCAGAAAUUGAUGAAGAGGAGGAAAAAAAAACACCUCACACAUUUAGCUGAUUAUACGUCUUGAUUUAGGAGGAAAAAAACUAUUCUAUUCACAAGCAAUUGGAUGAGAGUCAUAUUUGCCCUUGGCAACUGAAGAUGACGUUACUAUGGAAAUGGCUAGUGCUGCUAUCAAUCACUGGCUGCCUUGCAGCUUAUGCAGAUGAUGCACUGUUUCACGGUCCGAGGUGGAGAACAGAACCCAGUGACCUGAUUCUCCCUGUCCACUCCCCAAAGCAGGAGGCUGUCCUAGCAUGCGAGGCCUUGGGCAUCCCUCUUCCACAGUACAGAUGGUCUCUGAAUGGGACACUCAUUGAUCUCGACGGUGACGAGAGGCGUCAUGUGUCUGGAGGGAACCUGAUUAUCAACACAUUGGAUCGAGUCCAAGAUGCAGGCAUUUACCAGUGCUCUGCCUCCAACGCCCGAGGAAUCAUCCUGAGUCACAAAGCCACUGUGCAGUUUGCAUAUCUAGAGAACUUCAAAACCCAGCUCAGAAGUGCUGUGAAUGUGAGGGAAGGCCAAGGUGUUGUUCUGUUAUGUGGAACCCCAAUGCAUUCUGGAGAACUUACUUUUGCUUGGGUCUUCAAUGAGUACCCAAAUUUUAUCCAGCCAGACAGCAGACUCUUUGUGUCCCAGGAGACUGGAAAUCUUUAUAUUGCAAAGGUUGAACCAUCUGACGUGGGCAACUACACGUGUGUCGUCAACAACAGUAUCACCAAGGAUAAAGUGCUCAGUUCACCCACUCCUCUGGUGCUGAGAAAUGAUGGUGCAAUGGGAGAAUAUGAGCCCAAAAUAGAAGUUCAUUUCCCAGACACUGUGCCUGCUGCAAAAGGAUCGUCUGUGAAACUAGAGUGCUUUGCCCUGGGGAACCCGGUUCCUAAAAUCAGUUGGAGAAGAACCAAUGAUGUGCCAUUCCCAAGUAAAGUCAAACUGAGUAAUUCCAAUGCUAUCCUGGAGAUUCCCAGAUUCCAGCAGGAGGACACAGGCACAUACGAGUGUGUGGCAGAGAACAGUCGAGGAAAGAAUGCAGCAAGAGGCCGCCUCUCUUUUCAUGCCAAACCUUAUUGGCUGCAGACCAUGACAGCCACAGCCUUGUCCAUUGAGGAGAACUUAUUUUGGGAGUGCAAAGCCAAUGGGAAGCCAAAACCAUCAUACAGCUGGCUAAAGAAUGGAGAAGCGCUUAUGUCUGAGAGUCGGGUGCUCAUAGAGAAUGGUGCUCUCACCAUCUCCUCACUGACCCUGUCUGAUGGAGGGAUGUAUCAGUGUGUGGCAGAGAACAAGCAUGGCAUCAUUUAUGCCAGCGCUGAACUGGUGGUGUUAGCAUCACCACCCAGUUUUUCCGAGAGCCCCUUGAAGAGCGUGUUGAAAGUUCGUGCUGGCAGUGAGGUGACUUUGGACUGCAGACCACAAGCUUCACCCAAAGCCGUCAGCCUGUGGAAGAGAGGGCACUACAUUAUCCCUAAAAAUGAAAGAUUCUCUUUCUUCCCCAACGGAACACUAAAGAUUACUAAUGUGACUAAGCAAGAUGGGGGCAUUUACACAUGCAUUGCCAGAAACCAGUUUGGCAGUGCAAGUACUGCAGGCCGCCUGCUGAUUACGGAGCCGAGCAGGAUCACACAAGGACCCAGCAGCAUGGAGAUUAUGGUGGGCGAGAGCAUUGUGCUGCCCUGCCAGGUAACUGUGGAUCCAUCACUGGACGUGAGCUUCUCCUGGGCCUUUAAUGGCCAGCUUAUCGACUUUGAGCACGACUCAGAGCACUUUGAGAGAGUUGGCGGAAAGUUUGCUGGGGAUCUCAUGAUUCGAAAUAUUCAGCUUAACCAUGCUGGGAAGUAUGUCUGUAUUAUUGAUACAGAUGUGGAGAGCUUGUCUGUGGAUGCAGUCCUGAUUGUGGAAGGCGCACCAGGUCCCCCAGACAGUGUGUUGGUGGAGGAGAUUACAGAUAGCACAGCACAGCUCUCAUGGAGCCCUGGAAGAGACAAUGGCAGCCCCAUCACUGGUUAUGUCAUCCAGGCCAGGACACCCUUCACCGUGGGCUGGCAGGCUGUGGACACAGUUCCAGAGGUCAUCAAUGGCAACACAUUGACUGCUACGGUGGUGGAUCUGAAUGCUUGGGUAGAGUACGAGUUCCGGGUGUUGGCCAGCAACAGUGUAGGAAUGGGAGAACCAAGCCCCCCCUCUGCCAAAACCAUGACUGAAGAUGCUAUUCCUGAUACAGCUCCCACUGAUGUAGGAGGAGGGGGCGGCACCAAGUCAGAAUUAGUGAUAACAUGGGAGCCAGUCCCAGAGGAGCUACAGAAUGGAGAAGGCUUUGGUUACAUCGUUGCUUUCCGACCAGCGGGCACAGUCACCUGGACCCGGGCAGUGAUCUCCUCGUCCACUGUAGCACGAUAUGUUUACCGAAACGACACACUACCACCUUUCUCGCCCUUUGACAUCAAAGUGGGUGCUUUUAAUAACCGUGGGGAAGGACCCUUCAGCUCCAUUGUCACUGUGUUCUCAGCAGAGGAAGUGCCGAGCAUAGCACCUGAGAGAGUUGUGGCAAGAAUCCUCUCUGCCUCCGACAUCGAAGUCAGCUGGGAAGCAGUACACUCGAGCCCUGAGAGAGUACUCGGCUAUGAGGUGGUGUACUGGGAAGAUGACACUAAGCCGGAAACUGUAGGUAAAGUGAGAAUCAGCAACAACUCCACUGUGGUCAGUGUUAGCGGUCUUCAGGGCAACACGCUAUACUAUUUAGCUGUGUGUGCCUUCAAUACUGCGGGAAGCGGCCCUCAGUCUCUGCCUGUUAAUGCUACCACUAAGAAACCACCUCCAGGGCAGCCACCGCAAAAUGUGGAGUGGACUCUGAUAGGCUCGCAGCUCACACUGCAGUGGGACCCAGUCAUCGCUCUGGAUACUGAGUCUGAAGUCACUGGAUAUGUGGUAAUGUACAGGCGUCACCGCAAUAAUGACAUGUACACAAUCACCACCAAUAAAACCACAGUGGAGCUGACGCUCUCUCCCAAUGAUAACUACGUCGUACAGAUUAAGAGCCUGAGUGAAGGUGGCCUUGGAGAAGGAAGUGAACCUAUCCAUAUUCACCAACUUAGUAUGGGAGCCCAAGGUUCUGGAAUAGGAAGACGAGACACCCUCACACUCUCGCGCCUCCUCAUAACGGCACUAGUCGCCCUUAACGCCUCCUGAAGGUUUUUCUCUUGUGAGCAGCAUCUCCUCCUGACUCCAAUCUCUCUCUCUCUCGCUCUCAGACACACACACACACACACACACACAAACACACACACACACACACUUCAUGCUCUUAACC
This is a messenger RNA of Neoarius graeffei (lesser salmon catfish), 3376 nucleotides long. RefSeq names its product contactin 3b (gene cntn3b). The coding region runs from base 175 to 3255 and encodes 1026 amino acids. The record is from RefSeq and is a predicted model, not a curated record. The transcript is spliced from 23 exons. Lineage: Eukaryota; Metazoa; Chordata; Actinopteri; Siluriformes; Ariidae. Gene Ontology annotation, biological process: brain development; cell-cell adhesion. Gene Ontology annotation, molecular function: cell-cell adhesion mediator activity.